UGUGUAGAUAAUGGGGCAAAAUGAGAGGAGGACCCAAAUCUCCAACAAAUGUACCAGCACCUGCCUGCUCUAAUCUUGUGUGACCCUUUUCUCACCAACCUCUGAAAAAGAGUGAGCUUUUUUCUCUAUCUUCAACACCCCCAAAUCAUUUUUCAAGAUUACAGUCCCUUACUUUAUAGGGGUGGCUGAGUUCGGUGAAGUUUUCUGGUGAAAUUGGUUAGUUUUUAUUGGUGGGUUUUGCACUUUACAUGCGUCUUUGAAAUGGGCUGUCUUUAGAUUCUUUUACUUUUUUUAAUUGGGAUUUUUUCUUGGGAAAAAUUGAUUCUUUUUAUUGAUGCGUCGUGCGCUGCAGAAAGGGUGUUUUUGCGUAUGUUUUUUCAGGGAUUGAGGUUGUUGCUCGUGGUUAUUGAAUAUGGCUUGUGAUUAUUCGUAAGGCUUACAGGUUUGACAAGUCGUAUUUGGUGUUUCUGGAUAUUGCCGCUCUACAGAAAAAUUGAGAAAGUUGAAUAGUUUUGGAUAUUGAUUGUUUGAUUGAAGAGUAAUCUUUCCUCAUUUGGUGAUUUUUCGCUUUUUCUUUCCCAUUAGCAUUAGGGUUCUUGGCUAUAGCUUCUCAAGAACAGAACUUUUUUUCCUUUCUACAGAACCUAGAUAAGUUUGUCUUUGUUUCACUUGGAGAAAUUGAGCAAUCCUUGCUUUUCCUCAUACCCUUUUGAAUCAAAGCAAAGAGGUUUAGUGUUAACUUCCUGUUCAUUGUGAUUUCUCUGGCACUUAUCUUGUCUUAGCAUUGGAGUAGUUUUUGCCUUUGCCGAAGAUGAUUCUAACAGGGAGAUUCCGGCUGUAGAGCUAGGUUAGUAUAGCUGCUGUGAGGAUUGCAGUGAACAUGGAUAUUUGGGUUGUGGCUGCAGCUGCUGGUGCUGGGUAUGUAGCCCAGCAUUGGAAGAACCUCUUAAGAAGCCGGCAUGAUUUGUUAGAAUCAUCUCCUGGGAGUCCUAGUUUUGUAAGAAAUGAUUCAUUAACGCGUAUGCAUCAAGUCUUGGAUAAGAAUUGUUCCUCUCCUGUGGAGACACCGAGAAAGAAACUAGAUGAGUGUGCUGCAGAAAGAUUGGCUUUCCAUGAUCCAGAAGUGGCUUGCACCAGCAGUUUGGCUGAUGAAAGACUAGGGAUGUUGUGUGAUUCUGAUAAUUUUCAUUUGAACUCUGGGUUGCCGUGUGAUAAAGAACUUCAAGGAGAUCAGGGUGGAAGCAUAUGUGGUAACAUCAAUGAACUGGGAUAUGAGUCAUCACUUCCCCCUUCUACGGCUGAAUUGGCGUUUUCUUAUGGUACUUCAAGGAAAAAGAGCAACCUUAGGAGUAGAAGAAAAAUUGGGCAUCUUAUAAAGCCUCUGAAUUCUCUUGAAAGCUGUCUCAUGGCUCAAUUAUACAAGGAACAUGGUGAUGUUGAAGACCAUAUUUUCAGUUCAAACUCUUCACCAUGGACUCCAACUGCGAGGCCUUUUGUAGUUACUGACGGGAGCAAAAUUAUAAGCAGGGCUAGUUCUAAUUCUAUUAAUGCCCCAAGAAGUGCUGGACAUCAUAAGCAGCAGGAUAAUUUUUCACAAAUGAAUACUGUAUUUGGAGUCCCUCAACUACCUAGUGUUGGAUCCAUGGAGCUCCUCAGGAAAGACAAGGUGAAGGAUCAGUCCGGCAGAUUUAGUGAUUCCAUUGGAAUGAACAAUGAGAGACACAGCAGUUUAAAAGGAUCAUCUCAUCGUGUGCUUCUUUUCUGUCUUGGAAUAUCUGUGGGUAUGAUAUCCUCUUUCUGGAAAAAUAGAAAGGAAAUGGCUAAGUUAAAUGAGUUGCUGAGACAGUCGGAGAAUUUGGUUCAAGAUCUACAUGAGGAACUUGAAAUGAAAGAAUUAAUUACUGUGAAAGAGCUUGCCACUGAAGAUUGUGGGUCACAAGAUGCACAUAAUGAUUCAUCAAACAAUGGAGCUUUACUGGCACCUUCCCCUAAAGGAAAGAUGGAUAAGUCGUCAACAAAUUACGAUGAAGACUGUCAAAGCCAGAGAACAGAGGAAGAAUCUAGGAGUAAAAUUGAAGCAGAGCUUGAAGCUGAAUUGGAGAGGUUAGAAUUAAGUAUGAACUCGUCUAAAUUGGAGGGGAAACUAGCAGAGCUACAUGAGCUUGAUCCAGAUUUUGUGACAGAUCUAGCCAAGGGGGAGUUAAGAACUGAACUCUUUAAUAGACAAGCCAGAGGUCAACCUUAUGCAGAUCAGGAUGGUAGCGGGACCUCAACUCAUCAUCCUGCUAACUAUGCCAUCUCAUCUAGAGAGCUGACUUUGCGGCUGCACGAAGUCCUCCAAUCACAAUUAGAAGACCGGGUCAAGGAGCUUGAGAUGGCACUUCAGAACAGUGAAAGGAAAGUUCGUUAUAUGGAAGCAGAACUUGUAAGUUCUUGGAGGGACUCCUCAAACAGUGAAGGGGGUUCUUCUUCCACCCAUGGUAGUCCUGUAACUAAAGUUGAACAACGUACAGCAGACCAGCCAAUGACAAUCAAUUUACGCGGGGAUGCUUUAGAUGCAUAUAACGAGGCUUAUAACGUGUUCACAAGGUUAAAUUCAAAGGAGGAGGAUGUUGCUGUUGCAUCAGGAGUUAUGGACAUCAACCACCAAGAGAACUCGCGUUCACGUGAGCGUAACUUUGACUGGAUUGAAAAUGAUAGGAUGAAUGAUGAAAGUGAUGAUGAGAUGGAAAAGUUGUUAAUUAGACAUAUUGUGGAGAAGGCAAAGAAAGGCUCUCCAGCAGUUUUAAAUGUGCAGAGAGCAUUGUUCUCCCUUGAUGAUAAUGAACAUUGAUACAUUCACAACAUAUAGAUAGUGAAAUCAGAUUAAAGAUUUUGCAGUUAGUUGACUGCUUUUCAUGAACA
Molecule: messenger RNA, 2904 nt
Organism: Solanum verrucosum
Lineage: Eukaryota; Viridiplantae; Streptophyta; Magnoliopsida; Solanales; Solanaceae
Exons: 3
Coding region: 881-2833 (650 amino acids)
Biological process (GO): asymmetric cell division
Source: RefSeq, a predicted model, not a curated record